AUGUCGGAAGAUGAUGUAGACAUGCUGGCCGCCGAUGGCCAGGGCCCCGGUAAGGUCGACCGCGAUCGCCGCGCGCCCCGGUUCAGCUGGACUCCGGCGUACGAGGCGACCUUUUUCCGCAGUCUCUGCGAGAGCGUCCAGCUGGGCAUGCGCGAGAACAGCAGCUUCAAGGCCGAGGCGUGGGAGCGCGCCGCCCUGGCCCUCCAGGAAAGCCACAGCGCCUUCCCGACCAAGAACCACCUCAUCAACAAGAGCGAUAAUGCGCGGAAGCGUUUCAGGCUGUGGCGGGGCUUGCGGGAGGAUCCCGACUUUGUGUACAAUCCCAAAGCCAGGACCGUGACGGCGACGGAGGAGGCAUGGCGGGCACACAUAGAGCGAGAGCCGUUAUCGCGAGCACUGAGAGGACGGCCCUUUGAUCACGAAGACUACAUGGAGACGUUGUACCCCGAUGUUAUUGGCUCCGGAGGUGCGCCAAAGAGGAUAAUGAAGCCAAAGCGCCGAGACGGACAGCCGGGUGACGAUUCUGAGCUGCUUGGCCCGAACGCCUCCAUGCUAUCGACUGAUCAGGCCAUGACGAGCCAGCCGUCAGGCUUGGAGAGCCCCAGCACGCAGUCUGCGCUCAACACAAGCUCUAGCCAGCCGGGCAACACAACACCGUCUUCCGCCCCCACCUCGACGACUACACAAGGCAUCGCCCUGACGCCCCCGGAGGACACGACGGUAUUGACCAAGAAGCGCAGCCUCGCCACCGCAGACCUGGAAGGCUCCCUGUCGGCCGAAAACACGCCGUCGCGGCUCGAUCCCGCGCAGGCCGCCGCCUCCUUUGAAAAGCGCAUCCGUUUCUCCGCCGCCGAAGACGAAGGGCUCCCCCUUGCCAUCGAGACCCUUGCAGACAUGUCCACGCCGCGGACGACACGGGGCGGGGGCCGGGCCGCCGCGCAGGACACCGACAGCGGCAGCGUGCGCGGCGUGCAGGACGUGACAUGCACGAGAGCGCGGGGCGGCAGCACCGGCCAGUGGCGUGAGAAGGCUGUCGAUCUGUUCUACAGGGAUUUCGCGGCGGAAGAGCUAGACCUGCAGCAACGAGCACACGGCCAUGGUCUUUUGCAAAAUGCCGUGCCAGGCGCUAAGCUUAGACGGAGGGAAUGUGGUUCGACGCAUAAAUGGGGUGGUCCCAGAACAGGGGGCAUGGGGCGAUCGUUACGUCAUGACCUGCAAGCUUUCCCGCCAGCUUCUGCCCACCCGCGUCCUCGAGCUCUAGCCCCGACGUUGCACAGCCUUCUUAAAACAUCGCGAUCUGCCCUCAUAACAAUCAACAUGUCAUACGCCAGCGCCGCCGCCAAGGGCCCCAAGCAGACCCCCGCCGAGGCUGCCGCCCCUCCUGUGCCCGAAAUCAUCCCCAACGAGUCGGCCUCGACGUCGUCCCUCAUCGACGUCGACAUGCCCAGCGUGCACACGGUGCCGUCCGACUUCUUGGAGCAGGACGUCCAGACGGAGACGCAAGCGAGCCGCCUCGACCGCGAGGCCCAGGCCGCCAAGGCCAAGGCCGAGCGCGCGCGCAAGGAGACCCUAGCCAAGGCAAAGAAGGCCGACUCGUGGCUCACCCAGCAGAUCUCGCAGCUUUCGGACGGCACCGCCUCGCGCAUCGCGCUCGGUAACCUCGCCACCUUUGUCGGCAUCAGCUCCUACCUUGGCUACAAGGCCUGGGGCCUGUACGAAAAGGGCCGCCUCGACGGCAAGGCGAUCGGCCUCGGUGUCGGUAUCCUGGCCGGCCUAGGCGCCGCGCACACUGUGGUCGGGAGCUAUCUCUACCGCGGAAAGAAGAACUAG
This is a messenger RNA of Cordyceps militaris CM01, 1830 nucleotides long. RefSeq lists its product as uncharacterized. Gene Ontology annotation, cellular component: mitochondrial outer membrane. The transcript has 8 exons. NCBI's taxonomy places the organism in Eukaryota, Fungi, Ascomycota, Sordariomycetes, Hypocreales, Cordycipitaceae. The record is from RefSeq and is a predicted model, not a curated record. Gene Ontology annotation, molecular function: nascent polypeptide-associated complex binding. The coding region runs from base 1 to 1830 and encodes 609 amino acids.